AUGAGCAUUUCAAAUAUACCGCCUGCUUUGUCUCCUGUCUCAAGCACAACUUCCUUUCAAACGCUUCCGUCUACUCUUCCUCCAAGUGCAGGUAACAACAACAACAACAGCAAUACAGCUACAACGACCUCCACAACAAAUUCCGUUUCAACAUCGCCGCAUUCGUAUUCCUUAGAUAAGUACCAUGAACCUUCGUCUGCUGAAAAAUUCAAACGCGCUAAAAAUAUGUCGUUGCCGCCCAUCUCGUCGUUCGAUAAUCUGAUUCGUGCAGCUGAGAAACAGUAUGCUUUAGGUAGUGGCAGUGGCACUGAUAACAACAACAAUAACAACGGCAACGGCGGUAACAACGGCGGCUCGAUAUUCCAUGUAGGAACACCUGUUGGUAAUUCCUUAAAUAAUAUGAAUCACAGUAUUUCAAGAACAAAUAUGUUAAGUUAUCAACUCUCUACUCAAGGAGCAGUAAGUGGUCAAAGAGAAUCACGUAGUAGCGGUGCAAAUUCAAAUACUCCUGCAACUGCAUCUGCAAUUACUCAACGGUCUUACCCUGGUAAUGACAGUAAUUCUCAUACAAACGAUUCUCGUUCAACCUCGAAUAGAUCGUCCUCUUUAUUAGUAUCGUCACCAACAGAUUCUAUAAACAGUACGACAACAACAACCACGACUACUAGUUCGAUAAUGAUACCGGAAUAUAGAUUAAGUGGACCCCCACCGGUUUCUUCUACUGUAGUGUCUAUUUCUAACUCGGCGGCUUCUGUAAAACCAGAUACUGAGAAUACCAGUCUUUCUACAAAAAAUAUUGGUGCUAAUGUUAAUAAUAACAAUAGAACAAAAAUUGUAAAACCUAGGAAAAAGAAACAAUGCCCGUUAUGUCUAAAUUAUUACGCAAAUUUAUCAACUCAUAAAUCUACACAUUUAACACCGGAGGAUAGACCGCAUAGAUGUCCCGUUUGCGAGCGUGGCUUUGCAAGAAAUAAUGAUUUGAUUAGACAUCGGAAACGUCAUUGGAAGGAUGAAUUGAUGGUGGCAGUGUCGCCGGCGACAUUACAAGAUAAUUCACCAUCGAAUUCUAACAAUGGAGUAACCAAUUCAAAACAAUCUCAAUUAAGAUCUUUACAUCAAAUUAAAGGAACAUUUAAAUGUCCUUAUAAUUCGAUUUUGAUUAAAUUGGAUAUGGAAAUGUAUCCUCAUAAGAAUAAACCUUUAAACUUUGAAACUUCAAAUUGCCAUCAAACGGGUGUGUUUUCUCGUUGCGAUACUUAUAAGAAUCAUUUAAAGGCUUUACAUUUUGAAUAUCCUCCUGGAACCAAAAAGAAAGAUCGUAGUAUUGUUCCUGGGAAAUGUAAGCAUUGUGGAUCAAAGUUUGAAAAUGUGGAUACAUGGUUAAAUACCCAUGUUGGGAAAAAUUGUGGUUACACAUAUCAUUAA
Messenger RNA from Maudiozyma barnettii, 1425 nucleotides. RefSeq names its product Stp3p (gene STP3). The record is from RefSeq and is a predicted model, not a curated record. The transcript has a single exon. Gene Ontology annotation, biological process: regulation of transcription by RNA polymerase II. Gene Ontology annotation, cellular component: nucleus. Gene Ontology annotation, molecular function: DNA-binding transcription factor activity, RNA polymerase II-specific; RNA polymerase II transcription regulatory region sequence-specific DNA binding. Lineage: Eukaryota; Fungi; Ascomycota; Saccharomycetes; Saccharomycetales; Saccharomycetaceae. The coding region runs from base 1 to 1425 and encodes 474 amino acids.